AAGAAGUUGUGACGGACACUGCCGAGACCACCUGCUGCUAGAAGAGCGCCGCCAAUAGCUUCUACAAUGGCAAGCUUCUCCGGUUAUUCAACUAGUACCUUCACAAUAAUAAUUAGAAACUCAAAUUUGUUCUUCAAAGAGUCGGAGUUAAUAUCGAGGAAUUUACCGCGCAC
Molecule: messenger RNA, 173 nt
Organism: Amoebophrya sp. A120
Lineage: Eukaryota; Dinophyceae; Syndiniales; Amoebophryaceae
Source: the annotation of a GenBank genome assembly